Molecule: messenger RNA, 987 nt
Organism: Trichoderma atroviride IMI 206040
Lineage: Eukaryota; Fungi; Ascomycota; Sordariomycetes; Hypocreales; Hypocreaceae
Molecular function (GO): catalytic activity
Source: RefSeq, a predicted model, not a curated record
AUGGAUACCGCAGCCAGAGACGAGAAAACCAUCAGAGUCGGCGCCGUUCAGGCUGAGCCUGUCUGGUUCGAUCUCGACGGAUGCGUUGACAAGACCAUUCAGCUCAUCAACCAAGCUGCUGCCGAUGGCGUCCAAGUCCUUGGCUUCCCCGAGGCGUGGAUUCCAGGUUACCCAUGGCAGAUGCGAGUCACUGCGCCAACCAUGCAGUCGAUGUGGGUUCCUCAAUAUCAGGCAAACUCCAUGGCCAGAGACUCGCCUCAGAUGAAGCGCAUUCAGGCGGCCGUCAAAAAGGCCGGCAUGUUCAUCGUGCUUGGCUACAGCGAGCGCGACGGAGCCAGCAUUUACCUCGCACAGGCUUUUAUCUCGCCUGACGGGGAGAUUGUCCUCAAUCGUCGCAAGAUCAAGCCUACUCACGCAGAGCGGACUAUAUGGGGCGAGGGUCAAGCCGAAUCCCUGAAAACUGUUGUAGACUCGCCGUUUGGUAAGAUUGGCGGUCUCAACUGCUGGGAGCAUCUGCAGCCUUUGCUGCGCUAUUACGAAUACACGCAAGGUGUCCAAAUUCAUGUCUCGAGUUGGCCAUCCAUGUUCGUGAUGCCAGAUGCUGAAAAGAUUGCCUGGCCCUACCAUGAUACUGGUGAGGCAGACCAGCGCAUCAGCCAGAACAUGGCCAUGGAGGGGCAAGCUUUUGUCAUCUGUUCAUCGCAGAUUUUAACAGAAGAGGGCUUGGCAAAGAAUAGCUUGUUGGCAGGAAAUCCCGUCACCAAACCUGGCGGCGGCUUCUCUCAAAUCUUCGGCCCCGACGGAAGGGCACUGUGCGAACCGAUCGGCGAUGGCGAAGAGGCAAUCCUCAAGGCCGAUAUAUCUCUAAGCGAUAUCACCAAAGCUAAAAUAUCCAUCGACGUUGUUGGCCAUUCUGCUCGGCCAGAUAUGCUCAGCCUCUUGGUCAAUCUAAAGGCGGGCAAACUCGUGACGACGAUGGAUAUGUAG